CGGAGCUCGCAUUCCGGGGCUGUGGCGGCCUCUUCCCCCGGCGUUCCCGGUGCGCGGUGAGGGCUCCCUGGAGCCGGGCGUUGGCGUGAGCCUCAGCCGCCGCCGGCCCUCUGCCGUGGACCGGACUGGGCCGCCCAGAGCAGGCGCGGCGGGAGCGAGCGGAACGGGCGGGAGCUUUCCUGCCUAUGGGCGGCCCCUGGGUGCUCUGAGAGCCGGGCUCCGAGCGGCCGAGAAAAUGAUGCAUCCUGUGGCCGGCAGUAAUCCAGCGUUCUGUGGGCCUGGCAAGCCUUCCUGCCUCAAUGAAGAUGCCAUGAGAGCAGCUGAUCAGUUUGAUCUAUAUUCCUCUCAGCAAAGCAAAUACAGCCACACAGUCAGCCACAAACCAAUGGUUUGUCAGAGGCAAGACCCAUUAAACGAAACACACUUGCAGCCCACCAGUGGCAGAAACAUAGAGAUAAAAGAUGAACUGAAGAAAAAGAAAAACCUCAACCGAUCUGGUAAGCGUGGCCGGCCUUCAGGAACCACCAAGUCAGCAGGAUACCGGACCAGCACAGGCAGACCUCUGGGAACCACCAAAGCAGCUGGAUUUAAAACAAGUCCAGGCAGACCUUUGGGUACAACCAAAGCUGCAGGAUACAAGGUCAGCCCAGGGAGACCUCCAGGCAGCAUUAAAGCGCUGUCCCGGCUUGCAGAUUUCGGUUAUGGUUGUGGCACUGCUGCCUUCCCUUACCCUAUGAUGCAUAGCCGGGCAGUUCAUGGGGUUCAGGAAAGUGGCGGGGAAGUCAAGCCACCUAGUGAGUAAUCGAGGCAGGAGAGAGUCACCCCAAAGCCUCUUGCUGUAAUUUGACAUGACUUGACCACCUGGACUUCCCAAGUUUGUUUUUCUUUUUCUUCCUUUCUUUUUUUUGCUCAGAAGCUGCCACGUGUUGGCAGAUGCACUUUGGGCAGGAGUAGUACAUUUUAUCUGUAUUGCACAAGGUUCAGACAACACGGCUAAGUCAGUUUUGUUUCUCUUUGUGCCAUUCUAAGUGGAAGCCUCACCUGCUUAGCAGCUGCCGCAGUUAGCUUUUGUGAGUAAACCACAGUGUAAUAAAGUUUUACCUGAGGCAUUAUAAUUGAUGGGGCCAAACAGCAACUAGUGAACAGAUUACAUGGGAUGGCUGUGUGAGUUUAGAGCUUUCGUGAAUAAGACACAGCUUAUUUAUUGAUUCACGUGACAUUAGUUGAUCAUUAUUCCUAAAGCAUUGUUUAAUACCUGCCUUUCGGAGAUUAUAGUUACAAGUUAUGUGUUUCUCAGUUGCCUAAGAGCAUAUACACCACAACACUACAAACAAAUCAUACUUACAGCAAAGUCCUUAAAUACUUCAUAUACAUGCACAUUAUAUUUAAUAUACAAAAAGAACCCUUAGGGGUCUGCAUGUAACUAUAAUCAUUCUGUUUUAUCUUUCAUAUACUUAGUGAGUUUCCAUAUUAAUUCAAAUAUUAUAUUUAAAACAUUUAUUAGUAUUGUUCAUUUAUUUAGAAUGUUUUUGUUUGUUUUUUUAGUUCUUCUGAGUAAUUAGAACUUAACUGCAUUUUCUGGUUUAUAUCUACCAAAGGACACAAAUUGAGUGGUAGGCUGCAAAACUAGUCUAGGCAGAAAGCAGUUUCUUGGCUAUCAAGACCUAGAAACUAAGAAAUGCAAGAACUCAGUAUGUGUAAACCCUGUAAACCGAGUGCUAGUUAGGUUAAAAAUGGCAUUGUGGCUCCAGGAUAAUUGCCUCUUCCUGGUGAGGCACGCCUUCAGCUCAGUAUGGAAGAGAGACAAAUGCUGGCACGUGGGCAUUGUUACGGGAUGAAGGCUUCUUCCUUUCCGAAGUAGUUUCUGUUAAUAUACAUUUUAUUUAUUCUGAGUUUGUUCUAAGUAAAAUACUUAACACUUUGGAAUUGAAAAGCUUUCCCUGGUGUGGUGCCAUGUGCCUUUAAUCCCAGUUUGGGAGGCAGAGGCAGGUGGGUCUGUGAGUUUGAUAUUUGCGUGGUAAGUUCCAGGACAGCCAGUUCUAGGCAGAAAGACCCUGUCUUUAAAAAAAGCAAAACAAAAAAGAAAGAAAAGCUUUCACUGAACUUAAAAAAUUAUGCUUUUUACUUGCAUUUGAAAUGCCUUUGAGAUUAAAAUGUAGAUUUACAGGACUUAAAAAACUUUAAAAAUAAUCAGAAAUUAAUUUAGAAGGACACAUACCUGUUGGUUAGGCUUGUUCUUGGUCCGUGCAAACUGACUGCAUGUGAGUACCAUGUUUCGGACCUUUAUCAGGAGGCAAGCAGCAAACCUCAGGUGCCUCUGUGAUAGAUAGCUGACACACAGCUGGGCUUCUGCUCCUGCAGUAUUUUGUGUUGCAUUGCAUGCGGGGACAGUGGCCUCAACAGUACUGGCUUUGCACAAACCAUAGAGAACAGUGCACAAAGUUGGGUGACUAUAUAACCAGCUGUGACAUUCAGGCAGCUAAAGUGCUUCAAGAGUUUCCUCUUGCAGAAGCUUAGACUAUAAAACUUUUAAUAAUUUACUCAGAAAGUGUAAUUUCUGACACACACAAAGGCUUACAUCUUAUUUGUUUGUUCAUCUGGUCAGUUGAAUAUCUGUCACUUAGCUGUUUCUGAAGUUGUUCAGCAGCUGGCUCUUAGAAAUCCUGCAUGGGUAGCUCUUGCAGACAGAUGAAGUGCUCUGCUGUAGAAUAGUGCUCGCCGCUGUCAAGGAUUUGGGCGCGUAGUAAGCCUACUUGCCAUCCUUUCAGUUUCGUUCCUGGUUUUAUACCCUUCCAUUGCUUCCUUGCCCUUUCCCACACCUGUCCCUUUCCCUCAGCUCUCAGCACAUCUACUCAGUAGUGCAAGGCAGAGUGUCAGAGUGGGUGUGUUACUGUAGCAGGAGUUUCAUAUACAUGAUCAUGAAAUGGGACAUCAGUGUGAGGAGGCAUGUUUGUAACAGUGUUUCUAUCUGGAGCUCUACCCCAGGAAAGGGGGAUGAAUGGCUACAGCUGUGAAUGCCUAGCAUCAUUUAGAAAACUGCAGUACUGUUCCUGUGAGCAGUUACUUGGAACACUUAAGUGUGCGCACGGGUGAACAUCUUGUGGACAGUUUGCUUGUGCCAUGCUGGAGAGACAGAAGUGAUGACGGGAAUGAAGUCUUCACAUAAAAAGUAUUUUUACUUCUACAUGAUUAAAGACUACAUUCUGCAUCUUUUGUUAACAUGGUCUUUUGUCAUGACAGACACUGAAAUAGCAUGUUAAACAGUUGCCUCCCCCCAGUGUAUAGUUGUUCCUUAAAAGGUAAAUUGCUAAUUUUAUACUGCGUGAUUCUAUUCUUCAUAAAAUAGGUUUCACUACUCUAUAUUAAAACUGUCAGAAAUGAUCUAUUCAAGUAAGUUUGUUUUACUUUUCUCUUAAAAGGAUAUUUUAACAUGCCUUAUUUAUUAUUAUCAUAACAAAUAAGGAGUCAAUACAGAUGAAAUUUUCAUUUUCCACAGGUAUCGCCUUGUCUAACUACUCUUUAGUACGGGGUGAUUUUGAUACUAUCUUUGGAGUUUUGCACUGGAUAUUUAAAAAUAUAUAUAUUGGCACACUAUAUUGAAAAGUUAAAUAGUAUUUGGUUUGAUUUUUAAUAUUUGGGAACUUUUUUUUAAAUCAGUGUUUAAAUCAGACUAACAAUCCUUUGUAUUUUUAAUUACUUUUUAAAAAGAAUCAUCUGUCAAAGUGGUAUUUAUUCAUUUCAAACUAGUGUUUGUGUGAAUUCAUAUAUAUUUUUUCAUGAAAUAAUAGAAUUUCUUUGAAGUAAAAUCUGGAUCAAUUUAUUAUGAGGUUAAGGUUGCUUCAUCCAGUGUAAGAAUGACCAUAGUAUGAGUUUAAACGGUGACCUUCUUUAUACUUUUAGAAGCUUUAAAAUAACAGUUCAGGGGAUAUUGAUGACUGCUCUGGCAGUUCCUUGUCUAUAUGCAGUAAAAUUUUAUGAUCUGUUACAAUAAAAUAAUAAUUCAUAGUAGUUUUGGGCAUAAAAAGGUUUGGUGCUCUUUUAUUGUUAUUGUAAUGACUGCGCUCAAACUCUUAAGAUGUAUCUAAAUCUUUCCUUUCCUUUUCUCCCCUUUCCUUCCAAGUAGACAAAUGUAUGCUCUCACAUACAAUGUAUUUAAGUUUUUGAGAAGUGAUGCUGUAGUGAGUCAAUUGUGUGAUUUAAUCAGGCCACUCAAUUCUUUGAUUCACAACCUCCUUCUUCCACAGACAAUUGUGAAGCAAUUACUAGUUAACUGAUAAUAAGCACGUUGUCCUCUGCUGUAAAAAGUCUGAAUAGAUACUGUGUAUGUUUUAAUGUCCAUGAACUUGAGCUACUCGUGUGCAAUUAUGUGUAUGGAAUGGAGUAGUGUUCAUGAUUUGUAUCUACAUCAUCAUAUGGAUGUAUAUUUAUUAAUAAAGACACCACUUUAAAACCAA
Messenger RNA from Psammomys obesus (fat sand rat), 4454 nucleotides. It is a transcript of the gene CUNH5orf24, whose product is annotated as chromosome unknown C5orf24 homolog. The record is from RefSeq and is a predicted model, not a curated record. The coding region runs from base 236 to 802 and encodes 188 amino acids. The transcript is spliced from 2 exons. Lineage: Eukaryota; Metazoa; Chordata; Mammalia; Rodentia; Muridae.